AUGCUUCCUUCGCUAUCCUUGGCCGUUGGACAGUCAUAUUAUGGUUGUACGUUCUUGAAUGCAGAAGGCAAGAUUCUGAUGGUCAGUUAUGCACCUUCAUACCUGACAGACGGAUUAUAUUACCAAUCUGGUUUCCAAGAAAUUAUGGGGUUCAACGAACCUGAUCUAGCCCAACAGGGAACGUCAACGCCUGAAGUUGCUGCUUCUGCAUGGACCCAGUUGGUCGAUACUGCUCGGGGUACCAACCCAUCAGUCAAGCUUAUCUCCCCAGCAGUAGCAUUCAACCAAACUUGGUUAUCCUCUUUCUUCGACAAUAUAUGUCCCGGUUGGUCACCUACUAAAUGGGGACAAUUAGGAUGUCAAUAUGCUCCUGAUUAUGUGGCUGUACAUAUGUACACUACGGAUUUUGAUGGGUUUACAAGUGGUGUUGGGUCUUAUCAUUCCACUUUUGGUUUACCAGUGGUCGUCUCGGAAUUCGCGGCGUAUUCAUUCGAUUCCAGCUCGGGUCUAGAUGCAGCAGGGACGAGUGCUUUUAUGGCGAGUACGACUCAAUGGCUCGAUUCACAAGAUUGGGUGAUCAAAUACGCUUGGUUUGGAGCUAUGAGAAACCCAGCUUUUCUUUAUGGUGUAAGUCAAGAGAAUCAGUUGAUGGAUACCAAUGGUGCCCUUACUGCUUUGUGA
Tremella mesenterica DSM 1558 is the source of this 681-nucleotide messenger RNA. RefSeq lists its product as uncharacterized. Gene Ontology annotation, biological process: fungal-type cell wall polysaccharide metabolic process. Bases 1 to 681 code for a protein of 226 amino acids. The transcript is spliced from 5 exons. NCBI's taxonomy places the organism in Eukaryota, Fungi, Basidiomycota, Tremellomycetes, Tremellales, Tremellaceae. Gene Ontology annotation, cellular component: fungal-type cell wall. The record is from RefSeq and is a predicted model, not a curated record.